AGCUCAGGCACUACUGCUUCUCAAGCUGCUCGUACCAGCUCGAGCUCUGCUUACUGUUGCGUAGGAAAGGGGACUGCUGUGCCUCGACACACAACGUCAGCAGAUGGUGCGGGAGGAAUAUGUCACCACUACCCAGGGCAGCAGCGUGCCUAGGCCGGUGCCCGAACACGUCUACAAGAUCGGCAUCUAUGGCUGGAGGAAGCGCUGUCUCUACCUGUUUGUCCUGUUGCUCAUCGCCAUCCUGGUGGUCAACUUUGCCCUCACCAUCUGGAUCCUCAGGGUGAUGUGGUUCAACACGGAAGGGAUGGGACUCCUACAAGUCCACUCUGAUGGGGUAAAGCUGGAGGAGGGUGAGUCUGAGUUUCUGUUUCCUGUCUACGCUGAGGAGAUCCACUCCAGAGAAGACUCUUCGCUCCUUGUGAACUCACUACAAAAUGUUUCCCUUAAUGCCCGCAAUGAAAAUGGUGAUGUCACAGGGAGGACAUUUGUGGGUCCAAAAGAGGCUCAGGGACACACUCCGAAUCUGCUCAUUAACUCCCACAAUGACAACAUGCUGUUCACUGCAGAUGGCGAACAGACUGUGAUUGGACCAGACAAACUACGCAUCACAGGUCCCGAAGGAGCGCUGUUCCAGCAUUCAGUGGAGGUUCCCCUGCUGAGGUCUGAACUUUUCAAAGACCUGAGGUUGGAGUCUCCUACUCGCUCUCUCAGUUUGGACGCACCAAAAGGAGUUCAUAUGAAAGCCCUGGCUGGUGACAUUGAGGCUGCUUCCAACAUGGAUAUCAUUCUACAGUCAAGUGUAGGACUGCUGGUGCUGGAUGCUGAGACUGUGAGCAUGCCGAGCCUGCCCCUGGGCCAAGGAGGGGUUUCUGGAAAUGCUCAGGAUCUCUAUGAGGUCUGUGUCUGUCCCAGCGGCAAGCUCUUCCUGUCCAAGGCAGAGGUCACCUCCACUUGCAGCGAGAACCAGGAGUGCUAGAUAGACUCUGACAAGGUAAUCGAUUUUCCAUCUCUCAGAAGAGUUGUCUUCUGGGAGGCAACAAGCACAACAGUUCAUAUCCAGUCAGAGUCUUUUUUAAAAUCUUUAUACCAUAGUGGAUCACACUGGAACGUUGAGGCUGGUAAAAAUACAAUGACUGCUGGUGUACAUGUCGGAUAUGUCAUGAAAUGCAUCCUUUUAGUUGCAUUUAUGACCUUCUAACCAUUCAGCUGAAACAAAUUGGCACUCAGUAUCAAAUUCACUCCUGCAUCAGAGCUUUUAAAGUAUUUUUUACACACACACACACAGUAUCAUGGCUGGGCAAUGAGGAGCUGGUUAACAGCUUACAUCCUAUGCAAUAUUAUCUUGUGGUGCAAUAAAUAAAAUUGACACAUAUCGAGGGCUUGGAGUGAUCAAAAAAUGUCAGAAUGUAAUAAAAAAUAUUUUUGGGGUUUACUUACACCCUUCUGACUCCAAGUCCUUGGUAAGUAGUGUUUUUGUUUCGGUGUAUAGCAUGUUUUAUUUGAUU
This is a messenger RNA of Scomber japonicus (chub mackerel), 1505 nucleotides long. RefSeq names its product sarcoglycan, gamma (gene sgcg). Gene Ontology annotation, cellular component: sarcolemma; sarcoglycan complex. The record is from RefSeq and is a predicted model, not a curated record. The transcript has 8 exons. Bases 104 to 976 code for a protein of 290 amino acids. Gene Ontology annotation, biological process: cardiac muscle tissue development; heart contraction. NCBI's taxonomy places the organism in Eukaryota, Metazoa, Chordata, Actinopteri, Scombriformes, Scombridae.